AUCCGCUGCUUCCCAUUCCAGGCGCAGGGGCACAACAUGGCGGAUUAGGAGGCGACCGACGCGCCCGGAUACAGCGAAUAAAUCGUGGGAUACCGAGUCCCCGUGUUGCGGAGACGUUAGGAAUACACGUUUCGCUGAUAGGAGGAUAUAUGCGUAUACUAUCGUCCACUUUUACGCCUUCCACAGACAUGCGUUUUGGAUACCAGUAAACGCAUUCCGUUGCCCACUCCAAAUUGGCUGUCUGUCCGAGACCAUUCCUCUCACCCAGGCCCCCCACCCCGAACGCACUCUCGGUUCCUGGGGUGUGGAGACAGGGGCCGGGGAAGUGGAAAACAAUCGCACUUUUUCUGGAGCAUCAAGCUGCUAGUGCGGGACAGGGGUGACGAGGAGAUCGUUGUGCGAAUGAGUGAGUGAUGCGGGUUUCGUUUCUCCAGGGCAGGAUGGGUGUAGGUCCUCUGCUCCUGCUGAUACAGGUGGCCUGUGUGGCCCUCAGCACAGCUCAGGAUGUCUCUCACCCUUCAGGUGCAGUCCCGACCACCAAACCUACAGGCCCUCCUCCCACAACACCCUCAGUCACAGUCACCGAGAAGCCCCCAUCAAACACCUCACUUAUAACACCGUCCCCUGUACCUGUGAGCUUCAAUGACUCUGUAGCCGUGGUGGACCCACAAGUUUUCACCGACCUACCUUUGGUUCCCACUCCAACGAAGUCUGUCCCAACUAAACCUUCACCUUCCCCUUCAACCCCAUCUGAUGGGUCGCCAUCCCCUACCACCAACAGCACCAGGGAUCACGAGACGACUGUUUUAACUACAGCAGAAAGCCCGUCACCCGAUCUGCCAUCCACUCAGACUCCUUCAGAGUUCGAAACUGAUAGUCCGUUUGAUCAUACAGGUCCCACCAAGCCUGAAUCGAACCAGCCUUCAAAUAAUGAAGAUAACGGGCAAGACGAGACGCCGAUCAUGGCUGUGAUGGUCGCCCUAUCCUCUCUUCUGGUGAUCGUCUUCAUCAUCAUCGUCCUGUACAUGUUAAGGUUUAAGAAGUACAAGCAGGCAGGGAGCCACUCCAACUCUUUCCGGCUGACCAAUGGCAGAGCUGAUGACACAGAACUUCAGAGUGUGCCACUAUUGGCCCGCUCCCCUAGCACCAACAGGAAGUACCCGCCCCUUCCUGUCGAUAAGCUGGAAGAGGAAAUGAACCGUCGAAUGGCUGAUGACAAUAAACUCUUCCGGGAGGAAUUCAACUCGUUGCCUGUAUGUCCAAUUCAGGCUUCAUGUGAUGCUGCCUCAAAAGAGGAAAACAAGGAGAAGAACAGAUACAUCAACAUCCUGCCCUAUGAUCAUUCUAGGGUGCAUUUGACCUCCCUGGAGGGCGUUCCUGACUCGGACUACAUCAACGCUUCUUUCAUAAACGGUUACCAAGAAAAGAACAAAUUCAUUGCCGCACAAGGGCCAAAAGAGGAAACGGUCAAUGACUUUUGGAGGAUGAUCUGGGAACAGAACACUGCCACCAUUGUCAUGGUAACCAAUCUGAAAGAGAGGAAAGAGUGUAAAUGUGCCCAGUACUGGCCGGAUCAGGGAUGCUGGACGUACGGGAAUAUUCGUGUGUCAGUGGAGGACAUGAUGGUUCUGGUCGACUACACCAUCCGCAAGUUCUGCAUUCAGCAGGUGGGGGACUUGUCUGGCAAAAAGCCCCAGAGGCUCGUCACGCAGUUUCACUUCACCAGCUGGCCGGAUUUCGGAGUUCCUUUCACUCCCAUCGGCAUGCUCAAAUUCCUCAAGAAGGUCAAGACAUGCAACCCACAGUAUGCAGGACCCAUAGUGGUACAUUGCAGUGCUGGGGUGGGCAGAACCGGGACCUUCAUCGUGAUAGACGCCAUGCUGGAUAUGAUGACGGCGGAGAGGAAGGUUGAUGUCUUUGGGUUCGUCACGCGGAUACGUGCUCAGCGCUGCCAGAUGGUUCAAACCGACAUGCAGUAUGUGUUCAUAUUCCAAGCUUUACUGGAGCACUAUCUGUAUGGGGACACAGAGUUGGAAGUGACGUCUUUGGAGUCUCACUUGGGUAAACUCUACGCUCCUCUACCGGGGGCCGGCUGUGGAGGGCUGGAAGCGGAGUUUAAGAAACUCACCUCCAUAAAAAUUCAGAAUGACAAGAUGAGAACAGGGAACCUGCCAGCCAACAUGAAGAAGAAUAGAGUUUUGCAAAUCAUUCCAUAUGAGUUUAACAGAGUGAUUAUUCCUGUAAAACGAGGGGAGGAGAACACAGACUACGUCAACGCCUCUUUUAUAGAUGGAUACAGGCAAAAGGACUCGUACAUGGCGUGUCAGGGGCCGCUGCAGCACACCAUCGAGGACUUCUGGAGGAUGAUCUGGGAAUGGAGAAGCUGCUCUAUCGUAAUGCUGACCGAGGUGGAGGAGAGAGGACAGGAGAAGUGUGCUCAGUAUUGGCAUAGCGAUGGCGUAAUGGUUUGUGGGGACAUGUCCAUUGAGCUGAAAAGAGAGGAAGAAAGCGAGAGCUACACUGUUAGAGACCUUCUCGUCACCAAUAACAGAGAAAAUAAGGCUCGCGCUGUGAGGCAGUUUCAUUUUCACGGCUGGCCAGAGGUGGGCAUUCCCUCAGACGGGAAGGGCAUGAUCAACAUCAUUGCUGCAGUUCAGAAACAACAGCAGCAGUCUGGAAACCACCCUAUCACUGUGCACUGCAGCGCCGGCGCGGGGCGUACAGGGACGUUCUGUGCUCUGAGUACAGUCCUGGAGCGUGUGAAGGCAGAGGGCAUUCUGGAUGUUUUUCAAACGGUGAAGAGCCUGAGACUUCAGAGACCGCAUAUGGUGCAGACACUGGAGCAGUAUGAGUUCUGCUACAAAGUGGUUCAGGAAUAUGUCGAUGCCUUUUCUGACUACGCCAACUUUAAGUAAAGCCACGCCCACCCGAUGAUUAUUGGACAGACUCUCCAGGUCUCGCACUAACCACGCCCACCUGACGAUUGAACAGACUCUCCCAGUUUUACACAGAGACAUGCACUCACGUUCACACUCUUACGUACACAUUGCAGAAAUACACGACUGGGGAAACGGACAGACUGCCAACGCAAAGAAAAAGGGAAUUAAAAUCCUUUGACCGGCAAGGACAAAAUCAGUGGUGCAGAAGAUGGAAAAAACAAGACAACACCAUUAGAGAUGCCUUUCUGAAUAUUUUGUAAUAUUGCUCUUGUUAAUAUGGCCCUUACCCAUUUCUCCGUGUAAAUAUGCUAUUCUAAUUUUGUUUGGUUUGGUUUUAGAAGCCAUUUUGCUGCGGUUUUAGAGUGACCUUUCUAAUAUAGUUUACCGGUAUGUAAAAACACACUUAAGUAUUUUACAAUGCCGCUAUAUGGACGGACGCAAAAGAGCGGUGGCUAGAGGCAAAAUAAGGGUGUUUUUUUCCACGGGGUGUUUUUAUGAGAAAUCGUUUCCUUCGUUCUUUGCAGUUGAGUGGCUGAAAUGUAUUUGAAUGGCAGCUCAAUCUCUCUUUGCUGUUGCCUGUAGCCACGUAACGGAAUCGACCGAUCGUAACGCGGCACAAAUGGAUGCGUUUACACAUAUGCAAUUGCGUUCCACUUCACUGUGCUUUUCGAUUGAUAAUGUCUUUUUAGCUGGUCGUUUUUGAAGGCACCACCUUGCUGUCGACAGGGACCCUUUUGUGUGGAGCGUGACUUAAACCCUCAGAUGAUGUUCAGAAUGAGACUUGUCAAGUGUGUGUCUUGUAAUAUCUGUUGUUACACAAACACUGCGUGUGUCAGAUCCAGUUUGUGUUUGGCGUCAGUCUAGAUUAAGAUAAAAUUGAGUAAGAUUAAAGACGGCAUCAAACUAACACAAGAAGGGUUUCGAUUAGAAUGGAUUCUCAGUCUAAAUACAGUUUGUUCUUGUAGGCUCUUUGUAUAGUUUCUUUUUUUUUUUUGCACAGUUCACUCGAAAAUGAACUUUUUUUAGGUCAUUUACUCAUAUGGUUUCAAACCAGUCUGACUUGAAUCUGUAAAACACAACACAAGAAUUGCACUGGUGGCAACUUUUUGUAAUUACUCCACAGGGGUAAAAAAAGACGUGGAAAUACUAUAAAUGAUUCAAAUGUAGUUCAUACAAUUUUUACACUAUCUCUGCAGUUUAAACCACCGCUUACAUAUAUUCUUUUGCUUUAUAAGAUCUAUUGAAUUCAUUGAAAAGAUUUGAUAAAAAUUAAGUUUUUUGGAUGGUUUUAUAAGUUGGACUUUUUAAGAUUUUGUCUUAAAAAAUCUGCUCCGUACACACUUUAGAAGACUUGAAUGUAUCGUACAAGUUGUAUGGACUACGUUUAUGAUGCUUUUAUGGUACUUUUGUGUCUUUUAAAAAAAGCUUCAGUCCCCUUUCAUUGUAUUAUUCUGUCAAAUUGAUUCUCAUUCUACAAAACAAAACAAGUCAAACGGCUUUGAAACUACACAGUAGGAGUAAAUACAGACAGUAUUUUCAGUUUUGGUCAGACUAAGGCUCAAUUUCGUUUUCUUAAUCCCUUUGAAUGGCACCUUGUGUAUUUGUAACCGAGGAAGUGAUGUUUUUACUCACCCAGGCGUCUGUUGGUUGGCCCGAACGAUUGUGGUUGACAGUAAUACUUUUUCUUCCUCUGAGCAGAAUGACCCUCAGUGGUCCCGCCGAGGCAGAUUAAAAAUACUUGCAAGGUACAGCGUGUACGUCCAGAAAGCUCUAAAAGAGUGGUCACGUGAUCACCUGAUCAUCUGUUCCUGCCCAUAUAGCCGUUGUGCAAAAGUCAAUGAGCCUUUCCAGCCCCACUGAGCCAAUUAAAUCGAUACGUACAAGAUGCAAGAUCGCAAUGAUGUUUAGUAGUGUUCUGUUGUUCAUCUUAAAGGGGAAGUACCUCAAUUUGAUGGCUUCCCACAACUAAUGACGUCAUGUGAAAAGACUAAAAGUUGAAUGAUGAUGUCUGUGAAAAGAAUGUUAGUGUCUAGAGAUAGUAUAAAGUGAUCGGAUGGAUGUGGCCCUGGUUCAACACUGCCUAAUGUAUGUUUUAUGAAAUGUGUUCGCUCAUAAAUGUAUGUAAACCCAAUGGGUGUCACUCCAGAUCAAACCAUCACUCGCUUAUUCAUUCCAUAUCUUUCUAAAUUUUCUUUGUAAUUGUUUAAUUUUACGAUCUAUGAUGUUCUGUGAAGAUCUACGAUGGAUCUAUCUAUUAUGACACAGAUUUGGAAGUAGUUCCGUGUUACCGGCUUCAUUUUAGGAAAUUAUAUCCCAAGACGUUCUGACAGAUAUUGCGUAAGUGAAUCAAGGGCUUUAUAGAUUUUGUUGUCAACUGAUUUCCUUAAAGCAACACCGACCCCCUUCUACAUGAGACACUGUGCCAAUACCAGCCUCUCACGGGCGGGAUCCCUCUCCAGAUGUGCUGUUCAGUUUGCUGAGAAUGUGCCUCAUCAUGUUUGAGUAGCUUCAAGCAUAUUUCCGUCUGCCCAUGUUUUCCGAAUUCUCCAGCCUGAUUCAUUCACAGCUGUAGCCGAUCCACAGCAUAUGAUAAUCUGUAAGAGGACCCAAAUGAGUAGUCGGAUGCUUUUUAAUCGUGUUUGUUUCUAUGUUUGUGAUGUCCGAUUAUCAGUUUUCAGUUCUUUUUUAUGACAUUCCAUGUAAUUUCCUAAGGCCACAAUCUCGUUUCUUGAAGGAAGCAACAGUUUUUUGGGCAGUUGGAGAAUUCUCCUUUUAAAACGAAGCUCUUAAUGUACGGGAGCGAUCAAGUUCUUAUGCUCAAGAGGGGAAGCCCUGUCUGGAGUCUCACGUCGUUCCCAUGAUGUAUGUUACGCUCUGCUCAAUGAGAGAGCUGAAGAUACCGUCUCCUCGGAUGAGAGAAUAAGAAAGACAGCAAGCAAUUUUCUCUUAUGUUAUGGAAUGGCUGAUUCUCUUUAGUGUUCCUUCUCCUAAAACCUUUGCUUUUUUUAUUUGAUCAUUUCCCAUUUUUAAUCUCCUCUCGAGUACAACUGCACGUUCCAACCUUAAAAGUUUCCGUUUGCCUUUCCUCUUCAUGCACCCUUCUGUACAUAAUGUAAGGAUAUUUAUAUUUCAUUCCUGUCUGUUGCCUAGCAUUUUCCCCUUGCUUUUUUACAUACAUGUAUAUUAAACUGUACUGGGACCAUUUUGAAAUGUAUUGGACGGUUUCUUUUUUCCUGUUUUUAAUUCGGUAUUAUUGUCUUAAUUGUAUUUUUUAAUUUGCAUCUGUUUUUCUAGUGUUUUGUUAUUCAAAUUUGAAUAUAUAUGUAUAUAUAAUUAUAUAUAUGACGCAAAUUAUAUAUAAUUAUAUAAUGCCAAAC
This is a messenger RNA of Triplophysa rosa, 6316 nucleotides long. It is a transcript of the gene ptpra, whose product is annotated as protein tyrosine phosphatase receptor type A. NCBI's taxonomy places the organism in Eukaryota, Metazoa, Chordata, Actinopteri, Cypriniformes, Nemacheilidae. Gene Ontology annotation, biological process: protein dephosphorylation. The transcript is spliced from 23 exons. Gene Ontology annotation, molecular function: protein tyrosine phosphatase activity. The record is from RefSeq and is a predicted model, not a curated record. The coding region runs from base 414 to 2915 and encodes 833 amino acids.